Messenger RNA from Lasiosphaeria miniovina, 846 nucleotides. RefSeq names its product Alpha/Beta hydrolase protein. Gene Ontology annotation, cellular component: mitochondrion. Gene Ontology annotation, molecular function: carboxylic ester hydrolase activity. The record is from RefSeq and is a predicted model, not a curated record. The transcript has 6 exons. Lineage: Eukaryota; Fungi; Ascomycota; Sordariomycetes; Sordariales; Lasiosphaeriaceae. Bases 1 to 846 code for a protein of 281 amino acids.
AUGUCCACGUCGGCGCCCAUCUCGACGGUACCCCUGGCCUUUGACCUGCACAAGCCCGCCAAGCCCGUGGCCGACCGCCAGACGUCGCCCAUUAUUGUCAUGCACGGCCUAUUUGGAUCCAAGAAGAACAACAGGAGCAUAAGUAAAGUGCUUGCCCGUGAUCUAGGACGCUACGUCUUUGCACUAGACCUGCGCAACCACGGCGAGUCCCCGCACCAUGGCCGGCACGACUACUCGGCCAUGGCGGCCGACGUGGGCGACUUCAUCCGGCAGCACGGGCUGAAGCAGCCGACGCUGAUCGGGCACUCCAUGGGCGCCAAGACAGCCAUGGCCGUGGCACUGCGCGAGCCGGACCUGAUCGCCGACCUCGUGUCGGUGGACAACGCGCCCGUCGACGCGCGGAUCAAGAGCGACUUCGCGCGCUACAUCCAGGGCAUGAAGAAGAUUGACGACGCCGGGGUCACGCGCCAGUCCGACGCCGACAAGAUCCUCGAGCCCUACGAGAAGUCCCUAGUGAUCCGCCAGUUCCUUCUGGGCAACCUGCACCGGCCCGAGAGCGAGUCGGCGACGCAAAAGUUCCGCGUGCCGCUCGACAUCCUGGGCAAGGCGCUCGACCACAUGGGCGACUUCCCCGUGCGGGACCCCAGCGCAGCGCGCUUCGCCAAGCCGGUCCUGUUUGUGCGCGGCACGCGGAGCAAGUACGUGCCCGACGAGGUGAUCCCCGUCAUUGGGCAGUUCUUCCCGCGCUUCGAGCUCGUCGACGUCGACUCGGGCCACUGGGUCAUUUCCGAGAACCCCGAGGCCUUCAGGCAGGCCGUGGUCAAGUUCCUCGAGUCCAAGGACUAG